AACAGAAGAGAGACGCCUGAAUAAAUCCGUCCGCCUGUCGGUCCGCGGAGCUGCUCAGUUCGUUCGAGAUAACCGUCAGAGAGCGGACCGGCCUCAGAAGUUCUGCCUGCCACAUCGUGAGAAAGCAGACACUUUUCACCACAGUGCCAUGGAGUUUCCAGACCUAGGGGAGCAUUGCUCAGAGAAGUCCUGCAAGCGUUUGGAUUUUCUGCCAAUGAGAUGUGAUGCUUGUGAAGGAAUUUUCUGCAAAGACCACAUAACUUAUGCAAGUCACAAGUGUACUUCCUCAUAUAAAAAGGAUGUCCAGGUCCCGGUAUGUCCACUGUGUAACACCCCCAUUCCAAUUAAAAGAGGGGAAAUGCCAGAUAUUAAAGUUGGGGAGCACAUAGACCGUGACUGCAAAUCAGAUCCUGCACAGAGAAAAAGAAAGAUUUUUACAAAUAAGUGCUCCAAGGGAGGCUGCAAGCAGAAGGAAAUGAUUCGCGUGACGUGUGACCAGUGCCACUUGAACUACUGUCUCAAGCACAGACAUCCACUUGACCAUGACUGUAAGACUGAUGGCAAACCAGUCUCAAAAUCCGGACAUGCUGCUUUGAUGAGAGCUCAAGGUGCUUCCAGCAGUAAUACUGCAGCCUCAUCCAAUAGAGGGAGCUCCAGAAAUGCCUCUAAUGGACUGGGUGGGAAUGCACGUGUUCAGAGCAGUAGUGCUCAGAGGACCCCAGCCCCUUCCAUGGUUCCACCCCCAGCACAGAAUGUAAUACCUCCAUCAACGUCUUAUCAGGCUGGAUUGACAGAGGAGCAGGCACUCCAACGAGCGUUAGAGAUGUCGCUGGCUGAAUCAUCACGGAACACCCAGCCUGCCCUCAGUCCUCAGGAGCAGGAGGAUCUGGCCUUGGCUCAGGCCCUCGCUGCUAGUGAAGAAGAGUACCGACGGCAGCAGCAGAGACAACAGGGGAGAGAUUCCAAGCAGUCCAGCUGCCUCCUGUCUUAAUAUCAGAUCAUACUGACCUGGUGCAAUCUGCCUCAAUCUGCACAGACCAUUCCUCGGUCCAGCAUACAAGUUUCUGAAUCUCCCAAUGAAUGCAGCUGAAAACUUUUAGAUUUUACUCUUUUUUUUUUGUGUGCUCCUUAUAAGCAAGAUGGAUUUUUUAGGAGCACAUUAUGUACAUAUUUUAUAUAGUGAUCAUGGUAAUCCAUAUUCAGUGUAGAUGUUUCUGAAAAUAAAUUAUUUUAAACAUAA
Messenger RNA from Colossoma macropomum (tambaqui), 1240 nucleotides. RefSeq names its product zinc finger, AN1-type domain 2A (gene zfand2a). Gene Ontology annotation, cellular component: endoplasmic reticulum; cytoplasm. NCBI's taxonomy places the organism in Eukaryota, Metazoa, Chordata, Actinopteri, Characiformes, Serrasalmidae. Gene Ontology annotation, biological process: protein targeting to ER; proteasome-mediated ubiquitin-dependent protein catabolic process. Bases 149 to 991 code for a protein of 280 amino acids. The transcript has 10 exons. The record is from RefSeq and is a predicted model, not a curated record. Gene Ontology annotation, molecular function: zinc ion binding.